AUGGACAGCAGAGAGAAUUUAGCAACUCUUAUGGCGCUUCCACCGCCAUCGAUAACCAGCUUGCAGGGUCAAGCUUUUCUUUCCGCCAUCUCCACCUGUUUAGCUAAUUAUCCUCCGAUCGAGAUGACAGGUAUCCCACCUGGAAAAGGAGGAGGGACAGGAUCAAAAGGAGCAAGACAGUGUGACAAUGCAACCACAUCCUGGACCCGUCGCCAGGCGUCUCCAACUUGCUCGACAAGUCACGACAGAGGUGAUUGGAAAAUACUACCUGUGGUGGUUGUUAACCCCCACUUGGGCCCCCCAGUCUUGAGCAUAAACGGCGAGGAACAAGAGGGAGCUAGGCGCAGAAAGGUCAAGCAGGUCGAUCUGCCUGUCGGCAUUUGGCCGCUACCAGCGGCGCGCCAUGCUGCCAGAUUGCCUCCCAUGUCACAGCCGGUGCACUCCCUCCCAGUGGACUGCUGA
Colletotrichum godetiae is the source of this 462-nucleotide messenger RNA. RefSeq lists its product as uncharacterized. Bases 1 to 462 code for a protein of 153 amino acids. The record is from RefSeq and is a predicted model, not a curated record. The transcript has a single exon. Lineage: Eukaryota; Fungi; Ascomycota; Sordariomycetes; Glomerellales; Glomerellaceae.